Messenger RNA from Lycium barbarum (goji berry), 1620 nucleotides. Its product is annotated as LRR receptor-like serine/threonine-protein kinase EFR. NCBI's taxonomy places the organism in Eukaryota, Viridiplantae, Streptophyta, Magnoliopsida, Solanales, Solanaceae. Gene Ontology annotation, molecular function: protein binding. The record is from RefSeq and is a predicted model, not a curated record. The transcript is spliced from 6 exons. Bases 1 to 1620 code for a protein of 539 amino acids.
AUGGGUCAGAUGGCCUAUGAGUUAGAUCUCCCUUCAGAAUUAGAGUCUGUACAUCAGGUUACAGAGCAGCUAUCAUAUGAGGAAGUUCCUAUUGCUAUCCUAGAUCGACAGAGCAUAAGCAGACUUCGAUACCAUCGUCUUCAGGAUCCAACUGAGUCAAUGGAUCUGCAACCAUUUGUGCAGAUAUACUUUAUGUUCAGUUCUUUGCGUGCAAUCAUGAUUCUUGGUGCUCAAAAUAGUAGCUUGACGGUCACAAAGACUGUCAUUAGUUCAAUACUAAUUGCAGCAUCAGCAUAUGAUUCAAGAACCUUUUUAACUAAACAACCUAUUGCGCUGCUGAGGAAUAAACUAAAGGGCAACAUUCCGGUGGAGUUUGCUUCACUGAAUAAGCUUGAGGAGAUGCAUGUUUUCUUCAACAAUUUGUCUGGAGAGAUCCCAUCUUGUUUUGGCAACUUGUCUUCAAUUCGAGCGAUCAGCCUAUUAGCAAAUAAUUUCCAUGGAACCAUGCCUGAUUUUCUUGGAAACUUAGGAAAUUUAGAGGUCCUUGAACUUGCCCAAAAUAAUCUCUCUGGAGUCAUCCCUGCAUCAAUUUUCAACUUGUCAUCAUUGCGCAAUCUUGAGUUAUCAAUCAAUCAACUUCAAGGGCGCCUUCCGUCAAGCAUGGGCUUCACACUUCCAAGACUAGAGGUUUUUAAUUUGGGGGCAAAUCAAUUAACUGGAAAGCUUCCUGCAUCAGUAUUAAACCUGACAAAUCUUCAACUUUUUGCUGUCGACACCAACUGGUUCAGCGGAGAGGUACCUAGCUUUGGAAGUUCCAAAUAUUUGUACUGGCUAGGACUUGAGGAAAAUUAUCUUGGAAAUGGCAAGUUAGAUGACUUGCUUUUCAUGUCUUCCUUGCAAAAUUGUUCUGCCCUGCAACUUCUCCAGCUCGAUGACAAUCGAUUUGGAGGAGUUAUUCCGCGAUACUUUGGCAAUAUGUCCAGCCUUCAGUACUUAACCAUGUCAAGAAAUCUUAUCCAUGGAACCAUUCCUGUAGAGAUUUCGCAACUUCACAGCUUGCAGGAACUCUCUUUGUGGAAAAAUCAUCUCACUGGGGAAAUUCCUGAUUCUAUUGGAAAACUUGAGGUACUAAUUGAGUUGUACCUCAAUGAGAACCAAUUGUCAGGGAAAAUUCCAUCUUGUUUAGGAAAUUUGACAAUGCUGACUAAACUCAACCUUGGAGCAAAUAAUUUACAUGGUUCUAUUCCAUCUAGUCUUGGAAAGAUCAAGUCUCUGUUACUCCUGAAUCUCAGCAGGAAUCAUCUUAGUGGCGACAUACCAAAAGAAAUUUGGCAGCUCCCUGAGGCACUUUUCCAACUAGACCUCUCAAGCAACCACAUCACGGGUUCUCUAAACAACAUUAUUCGCUUGAAAAACUUGGUCUAUUUGCGCCUUUCCAACAAUAAUUUAUCAGGUGAAAUACCAAGCAGCUUCAAAACAUUGACAAGCUUAAAAGAGCUCUACGUCAAUCAUAACGAUCUCCAAGGAGCUAUCUCUCCAUUUUUAAGUUCUUUGACAAGUCUUGAAUUCGUAGAUCUUUCACACAAUAAAUUUGUGAGUAAGAUACCCGAAUUUUGUUAG